This is a messenger RNA of Postia placenta MAD-698-R-SB12, 210 nucleotides long. RefSeq lists its product as hypothetical. NCBI's taxonomy places the organism in Eukaryota, Fungi, Basidiomycota, Agaricomycetes, Polyporales, Adustoporiaceae. The annotation marks the transcript as partial. The record is from RefSeq and is a predicted model, not a curated record. The transcript has 2 exons.
CACCUUCCUUUUCCCACCCAUGCACACCCGACGCCGCACGAGAUAUUCCAUCUCCCAUUAGGGGCGACCCAGCAGGACAUCAAGGCCAGAUACUACGACCUCGUCCGCGCACACCACCCCGACUCGCCGCUCUGCCGCGACGUCCCCGCCCCCGAGCGCCACGCCCGCUUCCAGCGCAUCACCGCCGCGUACGACGUCCUCCGUGGCCGC